AUUGGAGUCCAAGUUAAUUCAGAGCAUGCGCAAUAUCAACAGCCUGCAAAGGGGAGGGGCUAGAAGUCGGACCGGAAGUGGAAGUGUUCCUCUAAGGCUUUUUUGCCGCUGGUGUCAGAAUUUUCAUAUUUCAAUACUGAGAAGUCUUUGAGGUUUCUCUGGGGAGCCCCAUGGUCAGAUCUUCCUCCAGACUCCAGCCUACCUCUUCAGAGCAGCUCUGCUUGAGUUCACAGAUGACCACUAAACUUCAGGCAUCCUAGAGAAAAAGGAUUGAGAUCCAUUAUGGCCAUGCCAGCCAGCUGGACUUCUUCACCCCAGAAAUCCCCGGCCCUGGCUCUAGAGGAUCAUGGCAACUCCUAUGAGUGUUAACCUUGAUGCCCGAAAGACCUGGAAAUUAUGAAGAUAGAUUCAGAAGUCAAAUAUGUUAACUAACUGCAUUGAAGAGUAGAAGAAAACAAUAGCCUAUAUCUUUGUACAUCAGGAGAUGUUUAUUACUAUCUUUGAAUGAGGAGAUUUCUUCCUGACAAACUGUCUAUAAGAAGAUAUUUGGUGAGGUGUCAAAACUGCAUUCCAGCGUAACAUGACAUUGCCUUGAUUCCCCAUUAAAUUUUUUGAUAAUGGAUCAGUGUCCUUCAGGGAUGUGGCUAUAGAUUUCAGCAGAGAGGAAUGGCGGCACCUGGACCCAUCUCAGAGAAACCUGUACCGGGAUGUGAUGCUGGAGACCUACAGCCACCUGCUCUCAGUCGGGUAUCAAGUUCCUGAAGCAGAGGUGGUCAUGUUGGAGCAAGGAAAUGAACCAUGGGCAUUGCAGGGUGAGAGGCCACAUCAGAGCUGCCCAGGAGAGAAAUUAUGGGACUAUAAUCAAUGUAGAAAAAUCCUCAAUUAUAAACAAGUAUCUUCUCAACCUCAAAAAAUGCAUCCCAGGGAGAAACCUUAUGAAUGUGCUGAAUUUGAAAAGAUAUUCACCCAGAAGUCACAGCUCAAAGUACACCUGAAAGUUUUUGCAGGAGAAAAACUCUAUGUCUGUAUUGAAUGCGGGAAGGCUUUUGUACAGAAGCCAGAAUUUAUUACACAUCAGAAAACCCAUAUGAGAGAGAAACCCUUUAAAUGCAAUGAAUGUGGAAAAUCCUUUUUCCAAGUAUCUUCUCUCUUCAGACAUCAGAGAAUUCAUACUGGAGAGAAACUCUAUGAAUGUAGCCAAUGUGGGAAAGGCUUCUCUUAUAAUUCAGAUCUCAGCAUACAUGAGAAAAUUCAUACUGGAGAGAGACACCAUGAAUGCACUGAAUGUGGCAAAGCAUUCACACAGAAAUCCACACUCAAGAUGCAUCAGAAAAUCCAUACAGGUGAGAGAUCCUAUAUUUGUAUUGAAUGCGGACAGGCCUUCAUUCAGAAGACUCAUUUGAUUGCACACCGAAGAAUUCAUACUGGAGAAAAACCAUAUGAGUGCAGUAACUGUGGGAAAUCCUUCAUUUCCAAGUCACAACUUCAGGUACAUCAACGCAUUCACUCAAGAGUAAAGCCCUAUUUAUGUACUGAAUAUGGGAAGGUGUUCAGCAAUAAUUCCAACCUCAUUACACAUAAAAAAGCUCAAAGUAGAGAGAAAUCUUCUAUAUGUACUGACUGUGGGAAGGCAUUUACUUACAGGUCAGAGUUGAUUAUACAUCAGAGAAUUCACACUGGAGAGAAACCUUAUAAAUGCAGUGACUGUGGAAAAGCCUUCACUCAGAAAUCAGCACUCACAGUGCAUCAGAGAAUUCAUACAGGAGAAAAAUCAUAUGUAUGCAUGAAAUGUGGACUGGCCUUCAUUCAGAAGGCACACUUGAUUGCACAUCAAAUAAUUCAUACUGGAGAGAAACCUUAUAAAUGUGGUCACUGUGGGAAAUUGUUUACUUCCAAGUCACAACUUCAUGUUCACAAACGAAUUCACACAGGAGAAAAGCCCUAUAUGUGCAAUAAAUGUGGGAAGGCAUUCACCAACCGGUCAAAUCUCAUUACACAUCAGAAAACUCAUACAGGAGAGAAAUCUUAUCUAUGUUCCAAAUGUGGAAAGGCCUUCACCCAGAGGUCGGACUUGAUUACACAUCAGAGAAUCCAUACCGGGGAGAAACCUUAUGAAUGCAGUACUUGUGGAAAAGCCUUUACCCAGAAGUCUCAUCUCAAUAUACACCAGAAAAUUCAUACUGGAGAGAGACAGUAUGAAUGCCAUGAAUGUGGGAAAGCCUUCAACCAGAAAUCAAUACUCAUUGUUCAUCAGAAAAUUCACACAGGAGAGAAACCCUACGUAUGCACUGAGUGUGGAAGAGCUUUCAUCCGCAAGUCAAACUUUAUUACUCAUCAAAGAAUUCAUACUGGAGAGAAGCCUUAUGAAUGCAGUGACUGUGGGAAGUCCUUUACCUCCAAGUCUCAGCUCCUGGUGCAUCAGCCAGUUCACACAGGAGAGAAACCCUAUGUGUGUGCCGAGUGUGGGAAGGCCUUUAGUGGCAGGUCAAAUCUCAGUAAGCACCAGAAAACUCAUACUGGAGAAAAGCCCUACAUUUGCUCUGAAUGUGGGAAGACCUUCAGACAGAAGUCAGAGUUGAUUACACAUCACAGAAUUCACACUGGAGAGAAACCUUAUGAGUGCAGUGACUGUGGGAAGUCUUUCACUAAAAAAUCACAGCUCCAGGUGCAUCAACGAAUUCACACCGGAGAAAAGCCUUAUGUGUGUGCUGAAUGUGGGAAGGCCUUUACUGACAGGUCAAAUUUGAAUAAACAUCAGACAACACAUACUGGUGACAAACCUUACAAGUGUGGCAUCUGUGGGAAAGGGUUCGUUCAGAAAUCAGUGCUCAGUGUCCAUCAGAGUAUUCACGCUUGAGAAAAAGUAUGAGAAAACCUCUCUGAGGGAUGGGUCUGAUCGUACAUUGUUGCAUUCAUGCAGCAGAAAAAUAUGUAUAUUAUUGUAAAUAGAAAUGACCACAUCAGAAUGUCACACGUGACUGUUCUGGAGAAGGCCUCUGAGAAGGCAUAGAAUGAGGCGAGGGACCCUUCCAACCUUGUCAGCAGCCUCAAACCUUGGGGCAUUCAUACUGACAAGGAACUGGGUCAAUUUGGUACAUAGGAAAAGUCUUCUCAUGAAAACUACAAUGGAACACUGUUACCAAAUUCUUCAUAAGAAAGAUUAUAUUAUGUUAAUGAUAAUCUUGUUUACCAUGGAAUAGGUGUAGUGUCAACAAAUUGAAUGAUAAAACAACAUAACUUGAAUCCUAAGUUCUGUGAGUUGUUCAUUGCAGAACAGAUGGUCUAACAGAUUUGUGGGUGUUUUCUUUCUCAUUUGAAUGUAUCACACUUGGUCUUAUCCAACCCUCAUUCAAUAUUUCUAUCAAGGAAGAAUUAAAAAAAAAAAAACCUUUGUGUUUACAGAUGUAAACCUCAGAACUAUGUUGAGUCCCCAUUGUUAUCUAGCACGAAGACUUGCAACCCCCCUCAUUAUCUGCCAGGACUGUCUCUGAGCCUCGCAAGCCCUCAGCACAUUGUCUUUUGACCUCCAGCACAGUGUCUUGUGAACUCCUAUCACCUUCAAGAAAGCUUCUGAGGUAAGAAUUUUCAGGUCAUCUGAGAAAACUUAAAAAUCCCUUCUGCUUACAUAGUUCUUUCAAUUCAGUUGCCUUUUUUCCCCUUUAUUUGUCACUGACUUGAAGCUUAGCAUUUGGCCUUAAUGAUGUGACUUUCAUAUAACAGAUCAAUAACUUCUAUGAAAACCAAUACCACCAUAUGUUUAGGGGCAGAAAGGGACACAGCCAAGGCAAACACUGGAGGUCAAAACCAAUGUCACCAUAUGUUUAGGGCCUGGUGUAUUUUAGGCAAGUUGGUUCUCCCUAUUGGAGCUAACGUUUUUUUUUUUUUUUGAGAUGGAGUCUCGCUCUGUCACCCAGGUUGGAGUGCAGUGGUGCGAUCUUGGCUCACCGCAACCUCAGCCUCCUGGGUUUAAGCAAUUCCCCUGCCUCAGCCUCCCGAAUAGCUAGCUGGGACUACAGGUGCAUGCCACCACACCCAGCUAAUUUUUUGUAUUUUGAUAGAUGGGGUUUCACCAUGUUGGCCAGUUAUAUAGUUGAAAUCAUACAGUACGUAGCCUUUUCAGACUGACUGCUUUCACUGAGUGAUGUGGAUUUACGUUUCCUCCGUGUCUUUUCACGGCUUGAUAACGCAUUUCUUUUUAGUGCCAAAUUAUGUUCUGUUGCCUGGAUGUUUAUUUAUUCACCUACUGAAGGACUGUUGGAUGCUUCCAAGUUUUGGCAAUUAUGAGGAAAGCUGUUAUAAAUACCUGUAUGCAGGCUUUUUGUGUGAACAUAACUGAAAUAUUUUUAAAGUUAUAUUUAUUGAGGUAUAAUUUACAUGUAGUAAUAUUCACACUUUUUAGUGUGGCGUUCCGAGUUUUCACAGUUGUAUCUAAUCAUGCAAUCAAACACCACAAUCAAAAUAGAGAACAGUUCCCUCACUUCCCUCAUUUCUUUCCUGUCCCUUUCUAGUUCCCUUUUUCCACUCCCAGCCCUUGGCAAUCACCAGUCUGUUUCUGUCUCUAUAGUUCUACCUUUUCCACAAUAUUGUGUAAGUGGUGUCAUUGUGUGUGCGUGUUUUGUAUGUAUAUGUAUAUCUCCUUUUGAGUCUGAGUGCUUUCAUUUAAUGUGAAGUAUCUGAGAUUCAUCCAUAUCAUGCUAUGAAAUACAGAUGGAAAAUAAGGUGAUGAAAAGAUUCUCAACAUCUUUAUCAGGAAAAUGCAAAUUAAACCACAAUGAGAUACUACUAUAGAAUGGCUUUUAGAAUGGCUAAAAAUGAAAAUGUACUGAGAAUUGACAAGAAUACAGACCAAUGGAAAUUUUCAUGCCUUGCUUGUAGCGAUGUAAAAUGGUCUGUCCACUCUCCAAAAGUUUGGCAGCUUCUUAUACUCUUAACUGUACAUUUAUCAUUAUGGCUAAGUAAUCCCACACUUAAGUAGUUACCCUAGAUGAAAGAAAAAUUCUGUUUACAUGGAAACCUGUACUCAAACGUUCACAGCAAUUGUAUAAUUGCCAAAAUUAGGAAACAGCAUAAAUGUACAUCAGUGCAUGAAUGAUGAAACAAAUGUGUACACUGAUACCACGAAGGGCUGCUCAGACAUAAGAAAAUGAUGUAUUGACACUUACUACAACAUGGAUGAAUCUCGUAAGUGCUGUUAUAUUUGACCAUGUGAUAACUUGAAUUACAUUUGGUAAAAUAUUUAUAAAUAUAAAUAACUAGAUUUAUAUAUUUUAAUCUUAUAUGUACCUGUCAUUACAUGCUACAGUAAAUUAUGUCUACAGUAUGUUACAUAGUAUAUUGUAAUAUUUAUGACUGUAUAUUCCCUACUACAAUAAAAUAGUUUGUAUUUUAUAUAA
This is a messenger RNA of Callithrix jacchus (white-tufted-ear marmoset), 5393 nucleotides long. Lineage: Eukaryota; Metazoa; Chordata; Mammalia; Primates; Cebidae. The record is from RefSeq and is a predicted model, not a curated record.